Messenger RNA from Pocillopora meandrina, 6858 nucleotides. Lineage: Eukaryota; Metazoa; Cnidaria; Anthozoa; Scleractinia; Pocilloporidae. The record is from the annotation of a GenBank genome assembly.
AUGGAAAAAAAGCUGAACUUUGAGUUUCGAAGCUUUUUGCUUCAACUUGGAAAGGAAUUGAAGUCACAAGACCUUGAACAUUUAAAGUUUAUUUUGACGCCUUACGUCUCAUCCGCUGAGUGCGAUAAAAUGUCAUUUUGUUCGUAUUUUGAGGAAUUGAAAAGAAGGUGUCAUCUCAGUCCAACUAAUUUUGGUGUCUUGAAAAAUGGUCUCAACGAAAUAGGGCGAGAAGAUCUUGUGGAAAAAAUAGUACUGAAAGAACUGUACUUUUCAGAGAUUUCCAAUCAAAUUGGUGCACCGAACUUGGGAACUAAUGGUUUGUAUAUAGAAUUUUCUUAACAUUUACAUGCACAUCAUUUCUCAUAAGCUACAGUAUAUGUAUCAGAAGAACUUUGCAUGAUGAUGCGCUUUACAUUUGUUGUGGAACAGUUGACACAGGUUUCACUAUUAUCAUAUGUUAUAUUGAUCUACGCACUACUGGAUAUAACUUGAUCAUUGAUCCGACAUUAUUCAUUACGCUCCUCUGUGAAAACUAUUCCAAAAUUGUUCAUAAUAUUAUCUAGUGGUAAUAUUAUCAUAUUACAUCUAGUUUAUUGGGUUCAAGGAUCAAAGGAAUUUUUUGGGGGUUGGGUUGGGGACCCUGGCCCCUAAAGCUAUUGUUUAUUCUCCCAGUACCUUGUUUCUUGUACUGUACUUAAUACUUGAAUAAGUUAAAAUAAAUAUUGGGAUGCUCAGGCCACUAAUCUACUAAAUUAUGAUCGUGUUAAGAAUUAGGGACCUUGAUACAAGUUAUUGCUUUUUGUCACUAAAAGCAGUCUAUCAGUCUGGCAUCUGUCACAGAGAGACAAGAAAACAAUACUGUUACACUGCUGUGGACAGUGUUGCUUAGUAUUUUGCCCAGAUUUCUUUCUUUUAAGUUGGUUGAAACAAUUCAUCUUGCUCUAAUUUAUAGCUAAUGUUUCCUACUAGUGGAGACUGGUUAAACAAUUGUGACCGUGAAAGGCAAAACGGACACUGACGGUUAUCCAUUUGAACGGACAAACUGUUCAUUUUAAAAAGAUCUGUUCAAAGCGUUUGACAGACUGUUCAAACGCUUUGCAUAUCCAUUCAAAAUACAUUAGUAUCUGUUCAAAGUAUUGCAACAUCUGUUUGAACAGUUCUGACAUCCAUUCAAACGGUUUCAACAUCUGUUUGAACAGUUUUCGCAUCCAUUCACCAACUAAAAAUGUCCAUUCUGAGACCUAUGGCAUCCAUUUGAAUGGUUUGACGUCCACUCGGUUCAUUUGUCUGAAAGGAGAAAAUUGCACUUGUUGUUUCUCCAGUUAGUCAGUAUAGCAGUUGAAAUGUCACAACCCAUAUCUAUGUGACUAAAUCGUGAGACAAUUGAUUAACUCAGCCAUCAUUUUAAACCAUGAUGACAAACACUUUCAUGAGAUAUUCAGUAGUUUCAGACAAUAACUAAAAACAUUAUUUUGAUAAGAAAUUGAAAUAGUCUCCAUUUUCGAUCGUGAGAAUAAAGGCCUUGAAAUUGACAACAAUGACAAAUGAAAUGAAAUGAAAACAAUGCACAGCAACAUUACCCGUUCUAUGAUCAAGCCAUUUGCUCGGAACGGUUUCCGAAACCAUUUAAGUAAUUUAUUCAUCUGUACAAUUGGUAAACCAAUCGUAUGAAUCAAUAAUAUUUUCGAACGAACGAACGGCUAAGCUAACCAUUUGAACAGCUAAUCAAACUGGUUAAAUAAUUUAUUGACCCAUUCAAACGGUAUGCCUGUCUGUUUGAAACUUUUACUCAUCCAUUCAAACGGCUGACCAAACAGUUCAAAUAAUUUAUUCACCUAUUCGAACAGUUAGGCAAACCAUUUGAAUGCUUCAAGGACCGUUCUUAACUGUUCGUCAUCUGUGCAUUUUUGUUGUUUGAAUGGUUUUCCAUUAGUGUCCAUUUGCCUUUCUGGGUCACAAUUUAAGUAUAAGUUGUACACACAUGAAUUUGUCUCUGUCUGAGAUCCUUAAAGCUUUUUUAUGUACUGACUGCUUUUCAAGUUUCAUCCACCUUGAACUAAGCAGUCUCUGGGUUGAUGUAGCAUUUUUUUUUUUUUUUUUUCAGAUUCUGAUAUAGAGUUUGAUGACACUGCUAAUGGAAGACACAGUGGAAAGAACAGUCCUGAUUGUAAGUGCGAUUGAGUAUUCACUGUAUGAAGUAGAGUACUGGGUUAGGAGAGGAAAGAACAUCCUACAAAGUGAGCACUUUGACCUCAAAGAGUGACCAGCAUCUAAUUUCUCCUUACAAUAUCACCCUGAAUUAAACUUUAGGGUCACAAGAUUAAAGGAAAUGAUCACCAACUAAAGAAGCUCUUCAAUGUUUGAACAAAUUCUCUUUUCAGCAUCCUAGGAGAGGUAGGAGAGGUAAAAUGAUAUGGAAUAUAUACAUACUUAUGUUAGGGUGUAGAGGGUUAAUGGUGGAGAUCGAGGAGGAAGGAGGAGGAAGAAAAGUACUCUUUGUGAUACUUGUACUGUUUGGUUAUGAUUAAUUACUCUUUGAAUAAUGAUUAUUCUUAUUUUGCAGUGCAAUUGAUGGAGAGAAAGAAAGAAAAGGCAAAGAAAACCCAAGCUGAUUAUUUGUUGAAAAGGGAAGAGGGCAUGGAGGUCUCACAUGAUGGGUCCAUUGACUUACACAGCAAUGAACAACUGACAAGUGAUGAAGCAGCUAGAGAUGAAAUCACAGAAUCUAACACCACAAAAGAGGAGGUUAGUGAUGUGGAGAUGAAAAGCACCUUCAAACAAUCUCCAAAGGGGCCUUGUGACGAUAAGAUCCUUUACCAUAAUGGUCCAGAGGAAUCUGAAAUUGGAAACGCUCCCAUUAAUAACAGUGGUUUACCUGAUGGAAAAGUGCCUACUAGUAGCAUGUCCUCAAGUAAUCUGGAUAGUGAUGUUGUUACUGAUGGUAAUGAAAAUGGAGAAGAAUCUGCAGCAGAAUCCAAGGCUGAUGAAGAGAAAUGUAAGAGUGCAUGUAAUGAUAUUGUCACACCUUAAACUCUGGAUGAACUUUGAACUAUUUCCACUGUGUUUAUUUUUCCUUUUUAACAAGCAGAAAGUUGCAUUUUGGUGAGCAACUGUAAGUUUUAUUCAAAGAUAAUGGAGCACAACAGUCACAAUUGGCUGUCUUUAAGUUAUAUAAAUUACAUCUAUAAUAUAAUUUUUGGAAGGUUAUACAUACACUAUUUCUAUUUAUAAACACAGCAGUUAAACAUAGGGCAUGUGCAAAGGGAUCAAUUUCGGCCAGUGCUGCUCCAAUUUCCUGCACAAAAUUUCCAAGAGGAUUAAAAGUAACAACCACUGUCACACCAAAUAUGUGAAAAAAAACAGUAAUAUGUUUAUGUGAAUUUAUAAGCAAAUGGUGUGUUUGUUGUGUUGAUAAGGAAAUGUCUUCAACUCUAAAGACAAAACUCUCUGGUUUGUAAUCUUAAUUUCAGUUGAAAAGAAAAGUCCUGUAGAUGAUAAUGGUCCUGGAGCACGUCCUAAAGAGAAAAAAGUGAAAACUACCGGGCCAUCUAAAACUGACCAAGGAAAGGCCAUGGAGGUGGAUGACAAAGGUACAUUUGUAUAACGUCCCCCCCCCCUCCCCCCCGAAUCACUGAGGGUAAUGCAGUUCUUUGCUUAAAAGAUUUUUCACACUCAAAAUUCUGUCAAUUACUCUGAGUACACACUCCCUCUCUUUGCCUAUUGUGUCAACUGGCGUGAAGAGAGGCUGCAAAGGACCUGAACUCUUGUGUGACUUGGCCAGCUUUAUGAUACAAUGUCUCUGCUGAGACUGGAGCAAAACUGAAAGUGGACAGAUUCUAACAUUUUAAAAUCAAGUUGAUAAAAGGUUGUGGUUAAGUCAAUAGAAAGUUGUGAGUUCAAAUCAAUGAAUUUUGUCCCUGUUUAUUUAACAAUUGACACACUCAAGACUGACUUAAUUAAAAAAAAAAAAAAAAAGGGGGGGUUGGAAAAUUGAUUACAGGCUCAAUGAUUCAAUUUAUUUUUUAGUUACAGGAACCAAUCCCUAUGGUACAUUGUUUUUUGCAAAUGAAUCUACAGAAGAAUAUGAAUUGGUUCCUCCUGAUACCAAAAGCUCUAAAGAACCUACAGAAAGUGGGUAUUCUAAUCCAUCAUCUCCUGUUGGAACUGUUCAUGAAGAAGGAAGUGGACCUGACACAUUCAUCAAUGAUAAAAGUGAUGUAACAUUAGAUGAAGAACCUAAGGUACCCUUGUCUGGUUCAACCCAUGGAACACCUGUCACUAUGGAGCUCACUAAGGACUACCCCUCUGUAGAUGGAUUCUCCACUCCACCUUCAGACAUUGGGAUACCCACGUCCACUUCUGGUGAAAAAAGGCCUGUGACAUAUGAUGAAGAACCACAUGAUCCAGCACCUGCCAGCAUGGGGCGACCCAAGUGCUACCAUCCACCUGAUGUUUUUUCAACACCUCCACCUUCAGUUCAUGGAGGUUCUAUGGACUAUGGCCUUGGUUUCUAUGGCUCUGGUGCUCCACCUUUGGUUCAUGGAGGUCCUAUGGAUAGUGGCUUUGCUUUCCCUGGCUCCAGUGCUCUAGUUCAUGGAGGUGCUAUGCACAGUGGCCUUGCUUUUCCUGGCUCCGGUGCUCAUUCUCAGGCAGAACUGAGUGAAAUUAUUGCAGCAUUAAACCCUUCUGCCCAACAACUUAGUUUUGAAAAACAAAUGGCAUUUCUUCAACAGAUUUUAGCUAUGCAAGGAUAUGUGAGUGGCACCAAUCCAUUCCCUAAUCCAGGACAGCAAUCACAGAAUUACAUGCCCAACAGUCAAACAGACUGGUCACAGGAGUUUGGCUGCUAUCACAAGGCAGGUUAUUCUGUGGUAGUAACUAAUGGCCAGCUCACUGAAAGCACGUAUGACAAGGGCAUGGUCAUGAUGGAGAGUGGGACGCAGUUUCGUAUUGUUGUUGGAAAUGAAAAUGAUCAUGGUAGGUGGUAACUUCAGCAGAAAAAACUGAAUUUUAGUGUCAUUAUUGUGUAUUAUGUCACUCUACAGCAAGUGUCCAAUGCAUACAAACAGAGGAAUCAAAUUCCAAUCUUGUCUAAGUUUAACUGAAUACUUUCAUAGUUUGCUAAAGCCCCUAUUGUUCCUUUGGGGAUAUACCAAAAUAAGUGUCCACUCUCCCUUAAAAAUUUUUCUCUUCAGAAAUUCUGAUACACUAUUAUAAUAAAUCCUUCUUGUUUGGUUUUCUACUUGCACCUGUAGCUGCUGAGGUGGACAUAACAUUUGGUGGAAUGUAUCUUGGUCUUUGGGCAUUAGAAGCUAAGCAGUUAAUAUCUCAUAACCCUCUGGUGAUUGAAGGUUCCUCCUGGGCUGAUGGAAGGUUGAGGUUCUUUAGUAAUGCAGAUGACAACAAACCCAAACCCAAUGCAGACUUCUAUGGUGAAAACACAGAACUAAAUGGUUUAAUUGAGCUGGAGUUCAAACCUGAAGUUCACAUAUUGAAAAUUUUUGCACAGCAUGUGAGAGAUCAAAGGGAAAAAAAGCUCAUUCCAGUGUCAAUAGCUCCUUCCAGUACAACAACUAUUGGUGACUUAAAACAGGAGAUCAGCAAAGAGUGGGAUUCCAGGAUCUCAUGUCUGUUGAAAGGUGGCGAAAUCUUAGAUGAAGGAAAAACCAUCAGGUGAAAGUUACAUCAAUUUAGGAAAAAAAUGUUGUUAUGACUAUUUUACAGAGGCUUCAAUCCUGGAUCAAUUUUGUACAAGCACAGUUAGUACUCAUCUACAUUCCUCUUUAUCUCAACUACAUUGGAGAAACACUUUGUUUUCUCUGGAAGACAAGGAUAUAACCUGUUCCUCUUGGACAGGAUGCUUGAGGCUAUCUUGGCACAGCAAUGUGAUAUAUUUUCUUGAGCAAUUUGCUUUACCCUCUGGGGAACCAGUAAGGUAGGCUGGGUCCCUUCUCUCCCCCCCCCCUUCCCCCCUGGGUCUCAUGAUCUCAAACCCUCUGGCACCAGGCAGGGUUCUGGUUUUGGUUUUUUCACCAGCUUUGUAAUUAACUGUUUCUGGGUAUUUCACAGAAGUAUUAAUGCCAAUUAAAAUAAUCAUCCAAUGAAUAUUGUUUUUUUGUCUUGCAAAAAUCCAUUUGAUUAUGACCACAGUAGCUGCCAUCUGGUUUCUGGACUAAAACAUAAACAAAUACUGUACAGUGCUGCAUACACACUUUUAGUACUGUAAUAUUGAUGAGUAAACAAAAUACUAAUUAAAGGAAAAUGUGCUUCAUGCAUACUGUUGGUACUGUUGUACUGAUGAACACUGUUAGUACUGUAGUACUAAUGAAUAAGCAAAGAAUAAGGAAAUCUUUCCUAAAAUGGGCAGCAUAUGAUAAUUUAUAAUUUAAACUUAAGCAUAUUUCUUUCCUUGCCUUUUUAAGGUCAUAUGCAUUGAACAAAAAUGAGGUGAUUCAAGUUGUCAAUGAUACAGAGGAAAUUAAGAUUGAAUCCAGUGGGAUGGACCCGAUCAUCAUGAGGCUGGAUCCACAAAAUUUUUCUUUGGAUACUGUCAAAGAUUUCAUUGCAGAGAAAAUCAAAAUCCCACCUCAUGAGCAACUUCUGGGUUUCAAGGGACAAGAUAUGGAUAUUGAUGGCAAAACACUCACCUGUGCAAUUUUAACAUCAAAGAAGACACCUGAGUUGAAGGUUAUCAAGGACAGGGAUAUUAACAUUGAUAUCUUAAGACAUGAUGGAAGUGAAGUAAAAGUUGAUAUAAAAUGGUCUGCCACAGUUCAGGAGCUAAUGGAUAGGCUGGUAGAAAGAGGCAUCUGUGAUAGUGGUGCUACGUUAAGUCUUGAUAAGAACAAAAAGAUAUAA